AUGCAAGCUUACAAGCCAACUUCAGGUCAACCCUUCACUUGUGAAGUUGACAAGAACUCUAAUAUUUACAAUGUCUUUUUUCUGGUGAGAUCAUUCUGCACAUUGUUCUUGUACUUCUCGGUCCUUACUCUCAGUGUUGUGACGUCUUUGAGGAUGCUGAAAGUCCAUCCAGUUCAUUAUAAUCUCUCUGAUGAGCAGAAAAGGCGUCGAUCGAGGCGGAUCAUCCUUGGUGUGAAAGUGGUUCUGUGUUYGCUGUUAUUGUAUUCGAUAUGUUAUCUGCCUGACUUUUUUGAAGAUCUAAUAAAAGGCCUCAACCGAAAUGUAUUACGAGAAUUAGAUAAAAGUUGCAAGGAUCUACUGGGAUUUCUACUUCAUAUCCCCAAAAUCAUGAAUUCCUGUUUGAGUCCUUUGGUGUACUUGGUCCUUCUCAGCGACUUUAGAAGGGCUGCCAAGAACCUGAUCUCAAGACAAGAACAACCAACUAACAAUACUGCAACAUAA
This is a messenger RNA of Exaiptasia diaphana, 501 nucleotides long. RefSeq names its product B2 bradykinin receptor-like. The record is from RefSeq and is a predicted model, not a curated record. Lineage: Eukaryota; Metazoa; Cnidaria; Anthozoa; Actiniaria; Aiptasiidae. The coding region runs from base 1 to 501 and encodes 166 amino acids. Gene Ontology annotation, cellular component: membrane. The transcript has a single exon.